This is a messenger RNA of Cariama cristata (Red-legged seriema), 3089 nucleotides long. RefSeq names its product EPH receptor A3 (gene EPHA3). Gene Ontology annotation, biological process: cell surface receptor protein tyrosine kinase signaling pathway; axon guidance; protein phosphorylation. The record is from RefSeq and is a predicted model, not a curated record. The coding region runs from base 62 to 2797 and encodes 911 amino acids. Gene Ontology annotation, molecular function: protein binding; ATP binding; transmembrane-ephrin receptor activity. Gene Ontology annotation, cellular component: neuron projection; plasma membrane. The transcript has 15 exons. NCBI's taxonomy places the organism in Eukaryota, Metazoa, Chordata, Aves, Cariamiformes, Cariamidae.
AGAGAUUAGUGGUGUUGAUGAGCAUUAUACUCCAAUCAGAACUUACCAAGUGUGCAAUGUUAUGGAUCACAGUCAAAACAACUGGCUGCGAACAAACUGGAUUCCACGCAAUUCAGCUCAGAAGAUAUAUGUGGAGCUCAAGUUUACCUUGAGGGACUGUAAUAGUAUCCCUCUAGUUCUGGGCACUUGCAAAGAGACCUUCAAUCUGUAUUAUAUGGAGUCUGAUGAUGACCAUUCGGUAAAGUUCAGAGAGCAUCAGUUUACAAAGAUCGACACCAUUGCAGCUGAUGAGAGCUUCACCCAGAUGGAUCUCGGGGACCGAAUUCUCAAGCUGAAUACAGAAGUCCGUGAGGUGGGGCCUGUCCGCAGGAAAGGCUUUUACUUGGCUUUUCAAGAUGUAGGUGCAUGUGUUGCCUUAGUCUCGGUGCGAGUGUACUUCAAAAAGUGCCCUUUCACUGUCAAGAACCUCGCCAUGUUUCCAGAUACAGUACCCAUGGACUCCCAGUCACUGGUGGAGGUGCGGGGUUCUUGUGUCAAUCAUUCCAAGGAGGAAGAGCCACCCAAGAUGUAUUGCAGUACGGAAGGAGAAUGGCUAGUGCCCAUAGGGAAGUGCUUGUGUAAUGCUGGCUAUGAAGAAAGAGGCUUUGCGUGCCAAGCUUGUCGACCUGGGUUCUACAAAGCCUCUGCCGGUAACGUGAAGUGUGCCAAAUGCCCGCCUCACAGCUCUACCUACGAAGAUGCGUCUCUGAACUGCAGGUGUGAAAAGAAUUACUUUCGCUCUGAGAAAGAUCCUCCAUCCAUGGCUUGCACCAGACCACCAUCCGCUCCAAGAAAUGUUAUCUCUAACAUCAACGAGACGUCUGUUAUCCUGGACUGGAGCUGGCCUCUUGACACUGGAGGUCGGAAAGAUGUCACUUUCAACAUCGUUUGCAAGAAAUGUGGAGGAAACAUGAAGAUGUGUGAGCCGUGUAGCGACAACGUGCGAUUCUUACCCCGUCAGACUGGACUCACCAACACCACGGUGACAGUAGUGGACCUUUUGGCACAUACCAAUUACACUUUUGAGAUUGAUGCAGUCAACGGGGUAUCUGACUUGAGUACGCUUUCCAGACAAUUUGCUGCUGUCAGCAUCACAACUAAUCAGGCUGCUCCGUCCCCCAUCACAGUCAUAAGGAAAGACCGGACAUCCAGGAACAGCGUGUCUCUCUCUUGGCAAGAACCCGAACAUCCGAAUGGGAUCAUCCUGGACUACGAGGUCAAAUACUAUGAAAAGCAGGAACAAGAGACAAGCUAUACUAUUCUGAGGGCCAAAGGCACCAAUGUUACCAUCAGUGGCCUCAAACCUGAUACCACCUACGUCUUCCAAAUUCGAGCCCGAACUGCAGCUGGAUAUGGGACAAACAGCCGCAAGUUUGAAUUUGAAACCAGUCCAGAUUCGUUCUCCAUUUCCAGUGAGAAUAGCCAGGUUGUAAUGAUCGCCAUUUCAGCAGCAGUAGCCAUUAUUCUCCUGACAGUUGUGGUGUACGUCUUGAUUGGGAGAUUCUGUGGAUACAAGAAGUCUAAACAUGGCACUGACGAGAAAAGACUACAUUUCGGGAAUGGUCAUUUAAAACUCCCAGGCCUGAGAACUUACGUAGAUCCGCAUACAUAUGAGGAUCCCAACCAAGCUGUGCAUGAAUUUGCCAAGGAACUAGAUGCUUCUAAUAUAUCCAUUGAUAAAGUAGUUGGAGCAGGGGAAUUUGGAGAAGUGUGCAGUGGACGACUAAAGCUGCCUUCUAAAAAGGAAAUUUCGGUGGCUAUCAAAACCCUGAAAGUUGGCUACACAGAAAAACAGAGAAGGGACUUCCUGGGAGAAGCAAGCAUCAUGGGGCAGUUUGACCACCCUAAUAUCAUUCGGUUAGAGGGAGUCGUCACUAAAAGUAAGCCAGUUAUGAUUGUUACUGAAUAUAUGGAAAAUGGUUCCUUGGACAGCUUCCUACGGAAACAUGAUGCCCAGUUCACAGUCAUCCAGCUAGUAGGCAUGCUUCGAGGGAUCGCAUCUGGUAUGAAAUAUUUGUCAGAUAUGGGUUACGUCCAUCGAGAUUUAGCUGCUCGUAACAUCCUCAUCAAUAGUAACUUGGUAUGCAAAGUCUCAGAUUUUGGUCUCUCUCGUGUACUGGAAGAUGACCCGGAAGCUGCUUACACCACAAGGGGGGGCAAGAUUCCUAUCCGAUGGACAUCGCCGGAAGCCAUUGCGUAUCGGAAGUUCACAUCAGCCAGUGAUGCGUGGAGCUAUGGGAUUGUUCUCUGGGAGGUGAUGUCUUAUGGAGAGCGACCGUACUGGGAGAUGUCCAACCAGGAUGUGAUUAAGGCUGUUGAUGAAGGGUACCGCUUGCCACCUCCUAUGGACUGCCCAGCUGCCUUGUAUCAGCUGAUGCUGGACUGUUGGCAGAAAGACAGAAACAACAGACCCAAGUUUGAGCAGAUUGUCAGCAUCCUGGAUAAGCUGAUCCGUAAUCCCAGCAGUCUGAAAAUAAUCACCAAUGCGGCGGCAAGGCCAUCAAAUCUUCUCCUGGACCAAAGUAACAUUGACAUUUCAGCCUUCCGCACGACAGGUGAUUGGCUCAACGGUUUUCGGACAGGACAGUGCAAAGACAUUUUCACGGGUGUGGAGUACAGUUCCUGUGAUACAAUAGCCAAGAUUUCUACCGAUGACAUGAAGAAAGUCGGCGUGACAGUUGUGGGGCCUCAGAAGAAGAUUGUUAGCAGUAUCAAAGCUCUAGAAACUCAUACAAAGAACAGCCCUGUUCCUGUGUAAGGUACCAAAAUGAUGUUGCUCAGGAGAGAGAAAAAGAGAAAAGUUGCGUCACAGAUCAAAAGUGGUGGCUGAUAAACAGCAGAAUUUAAAGUUGUUCUUUGCAACAGCUUUGGAAACAUAAUGGUUGAGAUUUCAAACCCACUAAGACACUCAAACAUUGAGUAUAAAUGCCUUAAAAAUAGGAGCAAACUUGUUUUCUAUCUGUUAAUCCUAAAGGGUGGGUGCUCUUGUCUGACUGUUAAUGCAGAUAGUAAAUGUCAAAAGAAAAAAAAUAUGUAAAAAAUCCUUCCAA